UUCGUUUAACAAUCUUGACUAUCCAAUUCAUCAGAAGUAAUCGAUGACAAAGCCGAAAGCGAAAAAGAAAUCAAAGUCAGAGGAGUCAAAAUCUGAUGAUCUGAAGGGCAAAGGUACUGGCAAAGGCAAUACAACAGCAAUUGCCACUACUACUACCAUUACUACUACUACAAGUGCCAAGAGCUCGUCAGAGAAGGAUAAGGCAACAGCCCCUACUGCCAAUGAUAGUACAGGACUUCCACCGAUUGACUACAUUGGUUAUGAAUCAGAACAUCAGCUUCAGGGUAUGAUCAGUCUGAUUGAGAAUGAUCUUUCAGAACCGUACUCCAUUUAUACCUAUCGAUACUUUUUACAUCAAUGGCCCAAGCUCUCAUUUCUUGCUAUGGAUAGGGAAAAGGACAAAUGUGUAGGGGUAAUUGUCUGCAGAUUAGACAUACAUGGGAGCGCUAGGUCCAACCGUGGUUACAUCGCCAUGCUGGCUGUCUCGAAAGAGUACCGGAAACGGAGGAUUGGAUCGACUUUGGUCCUUAUGGCCAUUGAGGCCAUGAAACAAGCUGGCGCAGACGAGAUCGUCUUGGAGACAGAGUAUACAAAUCAGAGUGCGAUAGCACUAUACCAGCAGAUGGGGUUUAUCAAAGAUAAAAGACUCUACCGGUAUUACCUCAAUGGUGUCGAUGCAUUCCGCUUGAAGCUAUUUUGCAAACCAGAAAUAGGCCCGAUUUCAUAAAAAGGCAAAAAUGACUAUUUACCAGGAUCGAAGCAGUAAAACAAAAAAAAGUUCUCUUUUAUUUGUUUCAAAAACAUCGCCUCGAUACUUGUAAUUACAUUUUUGACAAAAUGAGGAAUUAUAUUUCGAGAGACAUAGCAAGAAUGCAUCCCUUAAAAGCAUGUUUAGAUUGGUACUUUAAAACUCCCUUAUUUUCAAGUCGGAUUCCUCAAUUGCGAAUAUCUCCCUAGAAGUUGAGUUGAUAUCUUUGAGGGGGAGGACGG
This is a messenger RNA of Lobosporangium transversale, 990 nucleotides long. RefSeq names its product acyl-CoA N-acyltransferase. NCBI's taxonomy places the organism in Eukaryota, Fungi, Mortierellomycota, Mortierellomycetes, Mortierellales, Mortierellaceae. The record is from RefSeq and is a predicted model, not a curated record. The coding region runs from base 44 to 727 and encodes 227 amino acids. Gene Ontology annotation, biological process: N-terminal peptidyl-methionine acetylation. The transcript is spliced from 3 exons. Gene Ontology annotation, molecular function: protein-N-terminal amino-acid acetyltransferase activity. Gene Ontology annotation, cellular component: NatC complex.